Molecule: messenger RNA, 195 nt
Organism: Cladocopium goreaui
Lineage: Eukaryota; Dinophyceae; Suessiales; Symbiodiniaceae
Source: the annotation of a GenBank genome assembly
AUGCGUCAACGUGUGGCAAUGGAAGCGACGGGGGCGCCAGUACACGAAGGACCGACCAAGUGCAGCUGGGCCAUGGUGGUCAUGGAAGAGCUGCUACGACGUCGGCCCAUGUUGCGGGAGGCGCUCGCAGAUCUCCCAUGCACGCCGGGACACCGCCGACCGCGGACCUUGUUGCGACGCUUGGCAAAGCGAUGA